Messenger RNA from Myodes glareolus (Bank vole), 971 nucleotides. RefSeq names its product regulator of G protein signaling 5. The record is from RefSeq and is a predicted model, not a curated record. Lineage: Eukaryota; Metazoa; Chordata; Mammalia; Rodentia; Cricetidae.
AGAGGGAAAGGCUGCCCCAGACAGUGUUGAAGUUUCCAGAGACCUGUACAGCUGUUGAGAAGUUCGCGUCCAAGACUGAGGACCUAAGCCGCUUGCCAAAAUGUGUAAGGGACUGGCAGCGCUGCCGCACUCCUGCCUGGAAAGGGCCAAGGAGAUCAAGAUUAAGUUGGGAAUUCUACUCCAGAAGCCAGACUCUGCUGUUGACCUUGUCAUUCCAUAUAAUGAGAAGCCGGAGAAGCCAGCCAAGACCCACAAGCCCUCGCUGGACGAGGCCCUGCAGUGGCGCCAUUCCCUGGACAAGCUUCUCCACAACAACUAUGGACUUGCCAGCUUCAAAGGUUUCCUGAGAUCUGAGUUCAGUGAGGAGAACCUUGAGUUCUGGGUUGCUUGUGAGGAUUACAAGAAGAUAAAAUCCCCAGUCAAAAUGGCGGAGAAGGCAAAGCAAAUUUAUGAAGAAUUCAUCCAGACAGAGGCCCCUAAAGAGGUGAACAUCGACCAUUUCACUAAAGACAUCACCAUGAAGAACCUGGUGGAACCUUCCCCGAGCAGUUUUGACCUAGCCCAGAAAAGAAUCUAUGCCCUGAUGGAGAAGGAUUCGCUGCCCCGCUUUGUGCGCUCCAAGUUUUAUAAGGAACUAAUCAAGUAGUCAGCUGGUCAAUUGUCAGAUUAUCAGGGUUCAGAAAUCACCCUGUGAGUUGACUUCUAUCCUCUGUAGUAGCACAGCAUCCCCCGGGCACCUGCACAUUUUCCCAUAGCAGCUUUGCUCCAAGAUACCCCAAAAAAGGCAACCCCUAGACUGUUGCUAAUUCUUUUGCUCAUGUUGGUUCGGAUGUGGAUUUGUGGUCUACUAAGGGCCUUUGCUUCCAUCUUUUCCUCUGACUGCUUUGUAAUGAAGAUCUGUUCACCAAGUUUCUGUCAGCCUGAGUCACAGAAAAAUAUACUGCUUACCAUAAAGCCGUCUGUGAAAAGAA